This is a messenger RNA of Rhinopithecus roxellana (golden snub-nosed monkey), 1533 nucleotides long. It is a transcript of the gene IL17REL, whose product is annotated as interleukin 17 receptor E like. The transcript has 15 exons. Gene Ontology annotation, molecular function: interleukin-17 receptor activity. The record is from RefSeq and is a predicted model, not a curated record. The coding region runs from base 1 to 1533 and encodes 510 amino acids. Lineage: Eukaryota; Metazoa; Chordata; Mammalia; Primates; Cercopithecidae.
AUGCUGGCCGGGCAAGCACUUGCAUUCCUGGGCCUGACCUGGGGCACUUUCCAGAGCCUGGCCAUCCCCCCGAUUACAGAAUGUGGCCUCUCCUGUUCUCAGGGCUUUACCUGCAGGAGCCACAGGAACCGGAACAUUUUUAACAGCUUCUGCCGGCCAUGCCCUGUGUCCAUGUCCAGGUCAGUCCUGGAGGCCCUGAUGUCCUACACUGCCAUGCAGUGUGUCCCCUCUGAUGGCUGCUCGAUGUUCCUGUGUGUACGUGCCUCCAUCACCCUGCAUGAGCGCCUGCGGGGUCUGGAGGCCUGCACCAUGAGCCUGGACACCCAGGAGAUGCAGUGUCAGAGCGUGUGGGUGGCCAGGGCCUCCCACCGGCAGCAGGUGGGGCAGCAGCUCCAGGUGUACUUUGGCUGCUUUGCGGUGAGCGUGGCCCAGCACCUCUAUGUCACCCUAAGGACCAUCCCUCAUUUCUGUGGGGUCCAGCUGGACCAGAAGCACCUCGUGGAAGACUGCGGAGAGGAGGAUGUGGGGAGGAGCGUGCACGACUGCCUCGCCGGGAAGCUCAGCUACUGGGUGGACCGGAGGCGCAAGGCGAUUCUGGUGCAGGUGCCCAGGGCCUCUGGGAGCCCCGACUACUACGUGCGGUUCUGCCACAAGCGGUUCACCUGCGAGGACGUGGGCGCCCUGGUGCAAGUGACUGCCGACAACGUCUCCCGGGCCGUCUCCCUGCCCUACAGCCAGGAGCUGCCGUGCCUGUGCCUGGAGGGCUGGUCUGCGACCCCUGAUGCAGUGCGGAUCCAGAUCUGCCCCUUUGAAAACGACACUGAGGCACUGGAGGUGCUGUGGGACACGGUCUACUACCACCCAGGGAGCCCGACACUGAGCUGGGAGCCCACCUGCCCUGUGAGUGGCCAUGUGAGCCUGUGCUGGCGCCCGGGGCCCGGGGCCGGCUGUCAUAAGCUGCAGCAAUCCAGCCAGCUGGUGCAUCGCAGAGUGCAGUACCCGCUGGUGGAUACCCAACCCCAGCUCUGCCUGAAGUUCUCCACCAGCUGGGGGUCCUGGGUGCGGUGCCCUUUUGAACAGCGUCGCUUCCCAACCUGGAAAAUGACCAUCCAGCCUUCGCCCAUGAAGGGCCAACUCCGGGUCACCUUCUUCUCGUCCAGCCCCGCCCACUUCCAGGUGCACCUGUGUCACAGGAGGAAGUCACAGCUCCCUGCCUGCCAACCCUCACUCCAGGCCAGCCCGCUCCCUCCAGCCUCAGGUGACCCCACAGCUGCCCCUGCCUUUGCCUUCCUGGACCUUCCCAGGGAGGAGGCCUGUGCCCCAGGCAUCUGCAUCCAGGGCUGGAGGACCGAUGUACACUUCUCCGUCCCCCAGCAGCUCUGCAACCUCCGCUCCAGCGGGUGCCCAGCUCUCAGGGGCCACAGGAGUCUGAGGACUAGACCCAGGCACUCCCGGCCUCCCACAGUGGGCUGGGUAUGGCGUGCACUGAAUAGAAGACUGGGUGGGGGAGACGGGGAGACCACCCAGCCCUGA